CGCGGUGUUCACGCGGUUCCGGGUACUGAUGUUGGCUUCCCAAGCUGUUUGCAGAGAAACUGAGGCACUGAGAGGGAGCGACUGCUCCCGAAACCCACAGGAAACCCGUUUCCCUUCCUUGGACCCACUGUGAAAGGCUUGGCCUCGGGUCAUCGGCAGUGUCCCCGAAACUCCAAAUUUUUCUGGCAAGGGGGUGGUCAAGGCGACAUUUAGGACUGGAGUGACGGGGCAGUGACUGUUCUGGUGCCGUGCUACAGGUGAGGACGUGAAGACUCUGAGCGUGAACAAGGUCGCGCUUUGGCGGCCGGGAUUUGAACCCGGACUGAGCUCAGCUCUUAGUCCUGCGAGGCUUUGUGGAACCGAGAUGACCCACUCUUUGGUUUGUCCAGAGACAGUGAGCAGGGUGAGUUCGGUGCUGAAUCGUAACACUCGGCAGUUUGGAAAGAAGCACCUGUUUGACCAGGACGAGGAGACCUGCUGGAACUCGGACCAGGGCCCCUCCCAGUGGGUAAUACUGGAGUUUCCCCAGCGCAUCUGUGUCUCCCAGCUGCAGAUCCAGUUCCAGGGGGGCUUUUCCAGUCGCCAGGGCCGCCUCGAAGGUUCUCAGGGGAGUGAGGCUCUUAGCAAGAUUGUGGACUUUUAUCCUGAGGACAACAACUCACUUCAGACUUUCCCUGUGCCAUCUGCUGAGGUGGACCGGCUGAAAGUGACAUUUGAGGACGCCACUGAUUUCUUUGGCCGAGUGGUCAUCUACCACCUGCGGGUGCUAGGGGAGAAGAAGGUAUGAGGCCGCUGGGUGGCUGCCUCCUCCAGGAAGUUCUCUGGGAAGCACAGUGAAGUCCUUCAAGUUCUGCACAGAAGGUUUAUUGGUUCCUCUUGGAAAGGGCUCCCUCCCACCGUCUGUCCAGGAGCUGCCUUUGAAGCCAGUUCUGGGUUCCCCCAGCUCUGGGUCGACCAUUUUGUUCCCUGAGUGUCUGAGUCCCUGGCAGACGGUGUUCACUCAGGGGUGGCGGGCACCAGGUUGCUCUGGAAGAGUUUAAGGAUGUGGUUCUCGAUCACCUGUUGCACUGGAAACAGAACAGGGAAAAGGUGGGCCAUGAACUUAACAGCGGCUGCAGAGGCACAGGCCAACCUGUACCUUCCCUUCAGGGUAAGAACAGGGGCCUCAGCCCUGGGACCUGGAUGGAGGACCCAUUUCAUACACAGGGAAAUCCAAGCCCUUGCCAGAGCACAGCUGGGAAGACAGAAGCCCCCCUCAUAGGAGCCUCUAUUUCCCCUGAGUUUGUAAAGAUGCAUUUUUGGAGGCUUUUCAGAAUUAUAAAAAUAUUCCUUACCAAA
Molecule: messenger RNA, 1338 nt
Organism: Delphinapterus leucas (beluga whale)
Lineage: Eukaryota; Metazoa; Chordata; Mammalia; Artiodactyla; Monodontidae
Source: RefSeq, a predicted model, not a curated record